AGUUGUCACCUGCCGUUUGACAGCUGUCGACUUUUACGUAAAAUGUUUUUUCGUGCUUUGAUUCGUUCAGUAGCACGCAACCACUACUGCAACACGCGGCGCUUUAGACUCUCGUUGGGAUAUGCACUUCCAAUUUGUUCGACAGCUCCCAACGUCACCCCAACACAUCUAAUUAAAAAUGGAACCAGCCGCAAUUUUUAUACCUGUGAAGUGCUGUGGAAGCGUAGAAAAACAGGCGAGGAAAAAAAAUCGGAUCGAAUUAUAGAGUACUCGCCGAAGAAGAAGAAAGGCGGGGCAAAAUUAGAAGGCAUAGUGGAUAUUUGGCGUCACAUCUCCGUACAAGAACUAGCGGAUACUUUGGAGCGUUCGUUGGAAGACGUACAGGAAGUUAUGUUAUAUGUGAAAGGUGCUGACAAUAUCGAGCCGCAUGCACGUUUGGACGACCUCAAAAUUAUACAAGAAAUUGUUAAUAAAUGUGGUGUAAAGUCGCGCAUUGUUUCCGCGCCAGAGUUGGAACAUGAUGCCACAGACUUGGACAAACAUCAUGAUGUCGCACCACGUCCACCGGCGCCGGCGGAGCUGCUCAAACCACGACCACCUGUUGUCACAGUCAUGGGUCAUGUUGACCAUGGCAAAACCACGCUCUUAGAUUCAUUGCGUGGCGCUGCUGUAGCUGCCGGUGAAGCAGGUGGCAUUACUCAACAUAUUGGCGCUUUCACCGUCAAACUUGCCAAUGGCGAGCAGGUAACUUUCCUCGAUACACCCGGCCAUGCAGCUUUCAGUGCAAUGCGUGCGCGAGGUGCACAUGUCACUGACAUAAUUGUGCUGGUAGUGGCGGCCGAGGAUGGUGUAAUGGCACAAACACGCGAAGUCAUUCAACUGGCGCUAAAUGAAAGUGUUCCGAUAAUUGUUGCCAUUAACAAAAUCGAUAAGCCCGAAGCGGAUAUUGAAAAAACAAAACGAGACUUGACGCAGAUGGGCUUAGUAUUGGAGGAUCAAGGUGGUGAAAUUCAAGCCAUACCCAUUUCUGCGUUGAAAGGCACAAAUCUGGAACUCCUAACAGAGGCUGUAAGCACGCAGGCGACCAUAAUGGGACUGAAAGCAGAACCCACUGGGCUGGUGGAAGGCGUGGUGGUGGAAUCCAAGACUGAUCCGCACAGAGGAAAGCUUUCCACUGCAAUUGUUACCCGCGGCACCCUGCGUAAAGGAGCUGUACUCGUCAGUGGCUUGGCGCAUGCUAAAGUGCGUGGACUGUUCGAUCAUAAUGGUAAGCCUAUGACGCAAGCACCACCCGGCACACCAGUUGAAAUACUGGGUUGGCGCGAGCUGCCUCUAGCUGGUGAUGUCAUACUUGAAGUGGAAUCUGAGAAAAAGGCACAUUCCGUGUUGCGUUGGCGAGAACACGAGUCCAAACAUCAUAAAGCCGAGGAGGCUGUCGAUGAAAUUCGUAAGAAAGAAGAGGAACAUUUAGCCAAGUAUCGUGCGGAACGUGAUGCGCGCCGACUGGCAGGCAAAUUCCGCAUGCGAUAUGGGCCGCGCGAGAAGGAAAUUAUCGAUCACGACGAUGUGCCACGCGUCAGCAUCGUUGUCAAGGGUGAUGUACAUGGAUCUGUGGAGGCGCUACUCGAUGUUUUCGAUACCUACACUAAUCACGAGCGUUGCCGUCUUGAUGUUGUGCACUACGGCGUGGGGAAUAUCACCGAAGGAGACAUUGAACUCGCUAAAGCAUUUAAUGCCAUUAUUUAUGGAUUUUCAGUACCUGCGCCACCAAAUGCACCAAAAGAUGUGCCAAUACGUUGCUAUGAUGUCAUCUAUCGCCUUAUCGAUGAUCUUAAAGCAGAGCUUGGCAGUAAACUGCCUGCGCUUGAAGUCGAUGAGGUGAUGGGCGAGGCCAAUGUGCUGCAGCAGUUCACCAUCAGUGAGGGACGCAAAGAAGUGCCUGUAGCAGGCUGUCGCUGUGUGAAGGGUGUGUUGAAAAAAGCGCAUAAAUUCCGAUUAGUACGUGAUGGCGAAGUUAUAUACGAUGGUCAUUUAGCAUCAAUGCGCCAUUUGAAAAACGAAGUGGACUCAAUUAAAAAAGACGUGGAAUGCGGCUUGAGUUUUAAAGACACCAAAGUCGUGCCACAAGCUGGCGAUACCAUCGUAUGCUAUACAACACGCAUGGAAGAACAGCAAAUGGACUGGGAUCCAGGGUUUUAAAUUGGCAAAUAAUAAAAAUUGGCAGCAAAUCGAAAAUGGAUUUUAGUAUUUAAAGCGUACUAUGCAAUUGUGCAAACAACUAUAAAGUGCUAACAUCGACAACUCAAACUUCUAGCGGAUUAGAAGUCGAUUGUAUCAAACAUUCGUUAUUACAUACAUAUUUUGUAAAAAUAUUCACAGUUAAUGAAAGUUGAAUGUCAUCAAUGCAGGUGCAUUGAAACAAUAAAAAAUUGAUUUCCUUUUUAA
Messenger RNA from Anastrepha ludens (Mexican fruit fly), 2445 nucleotides. It is a transcript of the gene mIF2, whose product is annotated as translation initiation factor IF-2, mitochondrial. The record is from RefSeq and is a predicted model, not a curated record. The transcript is spliced from 9 exons. NCBI's taxonomy places the organism in Eukaryota, Metazoa, Arthropoda, Insecta, Diptera, Tephritidae. Bases 43 to 2199 code for a protein of 718 amino acids. Gene Ontology annotation, molecular function: GTPase activity; GTP binding.